AUGGAUCCGGCCAACGGCGUCCCUGCCAGCAAGCACCGUGCGGACCUCGACGGCGUCCCGGUGGCGCUUUCCGUGGCCACAACCGCCGCCCAUCUGCUGCUAAUCGGGCCGAGUCCUUCGGCGGCCGCCACGACCGAAUCUGCCGCCCAGCCGUACUCGGUGUACGGCGCUAACCUGAGCUCUCUAGCGUACCUGGAUGCGAACGCGACCGCGGCCUUGUGGCCCACCGAUUGGCCCUUUGGGUUUUCCACGCCAUCGUCGCCGUCGUCGCCGUCGUCGUCGCCGUCGGCUGCAGGACCUCCCGACGGUUCUCCAGACGUGACCGCGUCGACGAUCGUGAUCAGCAUCGUCCUAUUGGCCGUGAUCGUUGGCACCGUGAUCGGUAACGUGCUGGUGUGCGUGGCCGUGUGUCUCGUGCGCAAACUGCGUCGUCCUUGCAACUACCUGCUCGUGUCACUGGCCAUUUCCGACCUCUGUGUGGCGCUUCUCGUGAUGCCGAUGGCGCUGCUGUACGAGGUGCUCGAAGAGUGGCGCUUUGGUGAGGUGUUCUGUGACAUUUGGGUCGCAUUCGAUGUGCUCUCGUGUACGGCCUCCAUCCUAAAUCUGUGUGCCAUCUCGGUCGAUCGGUACUGGGCGAUCACGAAACCGCUCGAGUAUGGUGUCAAACGAACGCCUCGGCGUAUGAUCGCCUGCAUCGUGCUGGUGUGGCUCGCUGCGGCCUGCAUUUCACUACCACCGUUGCUGAUCCUCGGGAAUGAGCACGAAAUCAACGGGCAACCGGCGUGCUCGGUGUGUCAGAACUUUUUCUACCAGAUCUACGCCACGCUCGGUUCGUUCUACAUCCCGCUUGCCGUCAUGCUGUUCGUGUACUUCCAGAUUUUCCGCGCGGCUCGGCGCAUCGUGAUGGAGGAAAAACGCGCCCAAAAGCGGCUCGAGAGUGCGAUAAAUGGUGCCACACAGCCACUAGCGACGGGGAAGCCAACGACAACGACGAUGGGGACCACGCCAGUUGCCGCUGGUCCGGGUGAACGUGUAAAAGGUGCCGUUAAGGGUGCAGUUAAGGGCGCAACCGGUGGUUCACCACAGAACAAACGGUUACGAUUUCAGCUGGCGAAGGAGCGUAAAGCUUCGACCACGCUCGGUAUCAUAAUGUCCGCGUUUACCGUGUGUUGGUUGCCAUUUUUUAUCCUCGCACUGGUGCGCCCAUUCAUGAAGGACGACCAUCGUACGCUGUCGUCCUUUUUCCUGUGGCUCGGGUACGCCAACUCGCUGCUCAAUCCGAUCAUCUACGCCACGCUGAACCGCGACUUCCGCAAACCGUUCCAGGAGAUCCUGUACUUCCGGUGUUCGAGCCUCAACAACAUGAUGCGGGAGGACUUUUACCACAGCCAGUACGGUGAUCCUGGCUCGCAGCGGCUCGUCAUCACGCACGAUGGUGGUGCCCGCGAAAGCUUCCUGUGA
Anopheles nili is the source of this 1461-nucleotide messenger RNA. Its product is annotated as 5-hydroxytryptamine receptor 1-like. The record is from RefSeq and is a predicted model, not a curated record. Gene Ontology annotation, molecular function: G protein-coupled amine receptor activity. Lineage: Eukaryota; Metazoa; Arthropoda; Insecta; Diptera; Culicidae. Gene Ontology annotation, biological process: adenylate cyclase-activating adrenergic receptor signaling pathway. The transcript has a single exon. Bases 1 to 1461 code for a protein of 486 amino acids. Gene Ontology annotation, cellular component: membrane.